Molecule: messenger RNA, 1010 nt
Organism: Lathyrus oleraceus (garden pea)
Lineage: Eukaryota; Viridiplantae; Streptophyta; Magnoliopsida; Fabales; Fabaceae
Product: kunitz trypsin inhibitor 5
Exons: 1
Coding region: 297-911 (204 amino acids)
Molecular function (GO): endopeptidase inhibitor activity
Source: RefSeq, a predicted model, not a curated record
AAAUAACUCUCAUAGAGCACUUGCACAUUGCAAGGUUGGGUGGACGGUGUAAAAUAUACAAAUGCACAAUGAUGACUUUCUUGAACCAUUUUCUCACUUCAAUUAUUUAGAAAUAAAAUAUUAAUAAAUGCUUUUGAUUUUUCAUGGCCAACAAUCCACUCAUCCUUAUGCAAUCUGAUCCAAAACAAACAAAACUCAUGUUCCUUUUUAAGCCCUAUAAAUAGAGACAUAAUCUUUCUAUAUCAAUACAUAAAACACAUUCAUCUAACCUAUUCUUCUAUUCUGUAGAGAACAACAUGAAGGCUUCAAUCUUAGCAUUUUGCAUUAUUUAUAUAGCUUUCAUUUGCAAAACCAUUGCAGCCCCUGAACCAGUUCUUGACAUCUCAGGUAAGAAACUGAUAACAGGUGUCAAAUAUUACAUUUUACCAGUCAUAAGAGGCAGUGGUGGUGGUUUAAAUGUCGCAAAUGUAAGCAACCUCAACAGCAACAAUAACACAUGCCCCCUUUAUGUUGUUCAAGAGAAGCUUGAAGUAAAGAAUGGUGGAGCAGUUACUUUCACACCUUAUAAUGCUAAACAAGGUGUGAUCCUAACUUCAACUGAUCUCAACAUUAAAUCCUAUGUAACAACUACAUGUCCUCAAACACAAGUUUGGAAGCUUCUUAAAGUUUUGUCAGGGGUGUGGUUCUUGAGUGCUUGGGGUGAAGAAGGUAAUCCAGGUAUUAAUACAAUUUUCAAUUGGUUCAAGAUUGAGAAAGCUGAUAAAGAUUAUGUCUUUUCUUUUUGUCCUUCAGUUUGUAAGUGUCAGACUUUGUGUAGGGAGUUAGGUUUAUAUGUUGAUGAUAAUGGGAUUAAGCACUUAGCUCUUAGUGAUAAAGUUCCAUCUUUUAGGGUUGUAUUUAAAAGGGCUUAAGUGAAACAAACAACACUAGAAUAUCAUAAAUGUUAUGCACUUAUGCAUACCAUAUGGGUUGUAUUUCACUUCAAUAAUAAAAGUUUGAUUUUGUUUUAA